CGCUGCUGAACGUAACGGAAAAGUCGUCGCCUGUUGAAUAUAUAUAUUCUAUUUACUUGACCUUGACUGUACUGUGCCGUCUCGUUUUUAUUUAUUUUUUUUUCUUUUUGUUUUGUAUUUUAACUUUACAAGUGAUGUGAAGCAGCAUAGCCUGCAACAACAAACGCAACAAACAAGCAACAACCAACAAAGAGAAAGGAAAAUCAUUUACAAAAAUAAAACCGUUGCAGUUCACUGGUUCCACCCACCCAUUAUCCGUUCAGUAAUGCAACAACCGGCCAAAAGCCCGCAGCGCUAAACUAACCCAAUCCCCUAUCCCCAAAUCCUAACCCAAGACGCCCAGCGCACAAUUCCAAGAUGACCGAUAAUGGGAACCAUCAGAACAAUAAUAACAACAAUGAGUUAUCCAGACUGAGACCAACCGAGGAGCAGCUGCUCCCCAAGAAUGGAUCGGGGGAACAACAGACCAAGAUAGUGCCUCCGCCCCAUUCCUAUUCCAAAGCCCAAUCCCAGCCACAGAGCCCAGCGAAAGGAUCGCAUCCGGCGAAAAAGAGGCGGGACAAGAGCGAUCUGGGUGAUGAUUUUGUGGCGCCCGACGGAGGAUGGGGCUGGCUGGUGUCCGUCGCCAGUGGCCUCAACAUUCUGGUGACGUUCGCAUUGGCCCAGCAGUUCGGCAUCAUUUUCCGCAAGCGCAUGGAGGACCUGGGGAUCUCCAAUUCCGAACUGACCACCAUCAUCAACACACAGAUCGCUGUGUCUGCAUUUACGGGUCUGCUGAACGGCCCGCUUUUCCGACGUUACACAUAUCGAGCGGUGGCCUUGUUCGGUUCCGUUCUGACCUUCUUGGGCCUCUUCUGGAUGGUUUUCGCCCACACCUUCCCCAUCUACAUACUGAGCUUCUCGAUCAUAUACGGAUUCGGCCGAGGAUUGACGGUAUCGGCCUCCUCGCUGGCGGUUAACACAUACUUCAAGGUGAACCGACGCACGGCGACGGCCUUCCAAUUCGGAGUGGCUGGCCUGGGACCGAUUGUGUGUCCCUACUUCGCCACCUACAUGGUGGCCCUCUAUGGAGUUUCUAGUACAACACUCCUCUUCGCCGGCGUCUCACUGCACACGAUAGCCUGUUCGCUGAUUUACCAGCCGGUAAAGUGGCAUGUGGUGAAGCGGGAUCACGAUGCGGAGGCACUGCAGCUGGACAAACCUUUGGCAGAGCGCGAGGAUCAGGAUGAGGAUAUUAUCAAGAAUGUUGUGGAGCCAGAUACUCCGGUGCUGCCCCGUGCCAACGACGGUUGGUUCGGCUCGAGGGCCUCACUGAAUAGCAGCGGCACUCGCAAUCGGGUGAACACCUGGGAAAAGUCCGAUGGAAAUGGUCACGUGGAGCUCAAGAGACUGAGCAGCAGGGAUUCGAAUCCUGGGCGACAGAUACGCAGCAUUUCCGUGAGUCACAGCAUUAAGGAGGAGGAGGCCUUGGGCUACAACUCCGAUCAUGAGGACCACGACCACUCCACCGCGCUAACCGAAAAGGAGAAACAAGAGCUAGAGGACGAGGCGGAGCGCCAGCGCCGUAAGAAGCUGCCAUUCUAUAUGAAAGUAGUGAUCUUCUUCGAUAUGGAUCUACUGAGGGAUAUCACCUAUGUUAACCUGGCCAUGGGCAUCACGCUGAUCAACUUUGUGGAAAUUAACUUUGCCAUUCUGACACCCUUUAUCCUUUCCGAUCUGGGCUUCAAAGAUGAUCAGAUUGCUUUGGCCAUGUCCACACUGGGAUUCUUUGAUUUGGUGGUGCGAUUCCUCAUACCAGUGAUAACGGCCAAGAUAAAUCUAAGCAACCGAACCUUCUUUGUUGUGGGAAUUUUGGGCAUGUGCAUUGGCCGCAUGCUCCUCUCGUUCACAACCAACUUCUACGUGAUGAUGGGCAUAUUCCUGUUUCUGGGCUUGAACAAGGCCUUCCGCACGGUCUUCUGGUCGCUUAUCAUUCCCGGCUAUGUGCCGCUGAAGAGAUUGCCAGCGGCCGCUGGCCUACAACUGCUCAUGUCCGGAACCUUUUCGAUGAUGUUCGGACCCCUUAUUGGACUUUGCAAGGAUCACACCAGUUAUGCGUUUACCCUCAACGUGUUGAAUGCCCUUUGUUUGUUGGCCUUUGCGGGCUGGUACCUGGAGGACUUUAUUCGAGCCCGCGCCCGUAAACGAAAUUCGACACCCGUGAAGUCCAUUGAGUGAUCUAACUUCGAGCCCUGUCUAGUCGUACUCAGUGCCAGCAAUUCCAGGACCAACUCCGUUCCCCCAUCCAUCCUAACGUUAGCCAAAAUUUAAUCGCUAUCUUUAUGUAAACUAUGUUCUGCGUGUUCAUUGUGUAUAUACGAUUCGAGUGUAGCAAAUUAAUUUUAUUUAAUAUCGAUAAUUGUUAAUUAAGAUGCCAAAAACUUAACAAUUUAAAAUAAGUGAUUCAUUGAUUCGGUUCGAGAGUGCAUCGUAAAGGUAACAAAAUUACUUAACAAAAGAGGAACUAACCUUACGGAAGUACUUCAGCUAUUUAAUUUUUCUUUAAUGCAAAAAUGUAUAAAAUAUUAAGUUAAGUAUUAAAUAAUGUGCAAAAAAUAACCUGAGUUGAUUGUUUGGUCAGAUUGUACAAUAAAUUGUCCGAUUGUUUUAUACCAA
This is a messenger RNA of Drosophila rhopaloa, 2655 nucleotides long. RefSeq names its product monocarboxylate transporter 9. The transcript has 5 exons. Gene Ontology annotation, biological process: transmembrane transport; monocarboxylic acid transport. The coding region runs from base 358 to 2217 and encodes 619 amino acids. The record is from RefSeq and is a predicted model, not a curated record. Gene Ontology annotation, molecular function: monocarboxylic acid transmembrane transporter activity. Lineage: Eukaryota; Metazoa; Arthropoda; Insecta; Diptera; Drosophilidae.